Messenger RNA from Gadus chalcogrammus (walleye pollock), 2380 nucleotides. Its product is annotated as RNA-binding protein EWS-like. Gene Ontology annotation, molecular function: transcription coregulator activity; RNA binding. NCBI's taxonomy places the organism in Eukaryota, Metazoa, Chordata, Actinopteri, Gadiformes, Gadidae. The transcript is spliced from 16 exons. The record is from RefSeq and is a predicted model, not a curated record. Gene Ontology annotation, cellular component: nucleus. Gene Ontology annotation, biological process: regulation of DNA-templated transcription. Bases 53 to 1882 code for a protein of 609 amino acids.
GCCAAUAAAUCCGGAGCUCCGCGCGCUCAGCCUCACAUCCCUCUGCUCUAAGAUGGCGACUGCUCCAGAUUACAGUUCCUACAAUCAGACCACGGCCCAGCAGGGGUACGGCUCCUAUGCAGCCCAGCCUUCUCAGGGAUACGGACAGUCGGCACAGCAGGGUUAUGGCCAGCAGAGCUACAGCUCGUAUGCCCAGCCUGCCGCGGCAGACACGGGCUACUCUCAGACCACCCCAGCAGCGGGGGGCUACGCCCAGCAACAGCAGCAGUAUGGCUCCUCUUAUGGACAGCCAGCAUCAGCUGGAUAUCCGGCUGCACAGUCAAGCACUCACGGGUACUCCCAGUCUGCUCAGAGCUAUGGGACCAGCAGUUAUGAGAGCACUCCCGCUGCUGCGGCUCCGGCUGCGGCCCCGUCCUAUGGCUCUCAGCCGGGCUACACCGCUCAGUCAACCUACCCUGGAUAUGGCCAGCAAGCUGCUCCUACUGCCCCUCAGAGUUACAACGCCAGCAGCCAGCCUUCCAGCUACAAUCAGAGUGGCUACUCUCAGCCAGCGGCGUAUGGCCAGCAGCAGCAGCCCACAGGCUACUCGGCACAGCAGGGAGCUUACAGCCAGCAGCAGAGCAGCUACCAGCAGCAGCCCCAGCAACAGCAGGCCCCUCCGUCAACGUACCCUCCACAGGCCUCUGGCUCCUACACCCAGCCUCCUCCCAGCCAAUACAGCCAGCAGGGCGGACCACCAAGUUACAGCCAGUCUAGUCAGUACAGUAGUUAUCGGCAGAAUGGCCAGGGGGGCAGCACUGGCUACUCCAGCAUGGAGUCGACCCGGUACCCAGGGGCCGGAGAGAGCCGGGGCCCCGGCCGGGAGGGCUUUGAACGCGGUGGCAUGAUGCAUCGGGGGCGUGGAGGCCCUGGGCGUGGCAUGAGCGGCGCUGGAGACAGAGGUGGCUUCAGUAAGCCUGGUGGACCCACCGAAGGAGAGCGUGAAAUGGCGGUUCCCUCUGCAGGCCGGCCCGAGGAGCAGGAUGACUCUGAGAACAGCACCAUCUACAUCACAGGACUCACAGAGACGGUCACCAUUGAGGAGAUGGCCGAGUUCUUCAAGCACCCUGGACCAAUCAGGAUGAACCGUCGUUUGGGACAGCCAGCCAUCAACAUAUACACCGACAAGGACAGCGGCAAACCCAAGGGAGACGCUACCUUAUCAUACGAGGAGCCCUUCUGCGCCAAGGCAGCGGUGGAGCACUUUGAUGGCAAGGACUUCCAGAGCCGCCGGCUGAAGGUCUCGAUGGCUCGCCGUAAGCCCAUGAUUGGCGGGAUGAGAGGGGGCAUGCCAAUGAGGGACGGCAUGAUGGGCCGUGGAGGUAUGAUGGGCCGUGGGGGCGAGCGCGGAGGCUUCGGGCCCCGGGGAGCCCCCCGUGGAAUGGGCGGUCGGGGUGCCCCGUCGGGGGGUAACAUGCAGCAGAGGGCCGGAGACUGGGAGUGCCCCAACCCUGGCUGUGGCAACCAGAACUUCGCCUGGAGGAUGGAGUGCAACCAGUGCAAGGCUCCCAAACCAGAAGGCCUGGGAGGUGGACCUCCCUUCCCCCCUGCAGGCGGGGACCGGGGGAGAGGUGGGAUGGGCAUGCGAGGCGGCAGAGGGAUGGACCGUGGCGGGCCCGGCGGCGCCGGGGGACCAGGAGGCCCAGGCGGCCCUGGGUUCAGGGGGGGCUGGGUGGGUGACCGUGGGGGAUUCAGAGGACGAGGAGGCAUGGACAGAGGCGGCUUCAGAGGCGCCCCGAGGGGUGGACCCCCCAUGGGCGGCAGAGGCGGCCGAGGGAUGGGCCCGCCUGGCAAGAUGGACAUGAGGGACCAUCGCCAGGAGCGCAGGGACAGGCCCUACUGAGACGCCACUCAGCUGCUUUCGGUUCGACGUGGGAAUCCAUUUUUGAAGAGGAAUAUUUUAAUUUAUGAUUCCAUGUAUCGAUGGUUGUAUAACUGCUGUAGAAUACCUUGGUGCAGUCCGUGUAACUCAACGUUAUUCUAGUGUAGUUGGAGUGUUUUAGUUAUCAUUUUCCAUUGUUUAUCUUCCAUCUUGUAUUUUUGCAUGUUUGUUUUUUGCUUUUUUAUUCUAGAUCUCACAUGUAUUGUAAAAUGCUUUUUUCUUAAUCGUUACCAUGAUUGACCCCUCAUUCCCAAAGUAAACUAGCAAUUGUGUGAUAACAACUUGGAAAUAAAUUGUUACUGUUUUCACAGUAAACUUGUAUUUGUUUUUCAGAACUUGCUAGUGGGCAUCUAAAUUUAUAAUGCCAAUUUCUGAGCUUUGUAACUAAAUGCAUGAUAUUUGCUUUAUACUGAACCUUUAAAUAAAUACCACUUGGAAAUGAUCUGUUAGUUCACAUUU